Messenger RNA from Trichomonas vaginalis G3, 381 nucleotides. RefSeq lists its product as uncharacterized. The record is from RefSeq and is a predicted model, not a curated record. The transcript has a single exon. The coding region runs from base 1 to 381 and encodes 126 amino acids. NCBI's taxonomy places the organism in Eukaryota, Parabasalia, Trichomonadida, Trichomonadidae.
AUGAAUACUUUAGCAGAACUUCUACUGGUAGAGUUUAUACUGGCAGAACUUCUACUGGUAGAGUUUAUACUGGCAGAACUUCUACUGGCAGAACUUCUACUGGUAGAGUUUAUACUGGCAGAACUUCUACUGUUUCCCUCAAAAUUGAAUACUUUAGCAGAACUUCUACUGGUAGAGUUUAUACUGGCAGAACUUCUACUGGUAGAGUUUAUACUGGCAGAACUUCUACUGGCAGAACUUCUACUGGUAGAGUUUAUACUGGCAGAACUUCUACUAGUAAAGUUUCUACUGGUAGAACUUCUACUGGCAGAAUUUCUACUGGUUAUAUAUGGUGUCAAUUUUUUAAAAAAUUUUGAAUUCAAUGAGUUAUAUCAAAAAUAA